This is a messenger RNA of Drosophila serrata, 4051 nucleotides long. RefSeq names its product Aldehyde oxidase 3 (gene AOX3). The record is from RefSeq and is a predicted model, not a curated record. Lineage: Eukaryota; Metazoa; Arthropoda; Insecta; Diptera; Drosophilidae. Gene Ontology annotation, molecular function: FAD binding; oxidoreductase activity; 2 iron, 2 sulfur cluster binding.
CCUCAACCAACUGCAAUUAACGUCGCUCGUCAAGCACGAAACACAAAGCCAUUUGUUGUUACUUUCAAACGGAGCUUGAUUGUGUUGCGAAAGUGACUCCUUACGGCUGCCAAGAAUAUCGCAAUCGGAGAACGGUGACUUUGAUUUGAUUUCGCGAUCAGUUGAACAGCAACACUCGCGGCGAACGGAGGCACCAAAAACACUAUACCAGCUGACAUUAAGGGACUUGUUUGCUCUGUUGUCGUUGUUGAGAAAAUACGCGAAAUGACGACAAAGUUCACCAUUAACGGAAUGCCUUACACGGUAAAUCUAACCAAUCUACCACCGGACAUCACUCUGAACACCUUUAUUCGCGAACAUGCCCAGCUCACGGCCACCAAGUUUAUGUGCCAGGAGGGAGGCUGUGGAGCCUGCAUCUGUGUGGUGCGGGAUGGAAAGCGCAGCUGGGCUGUGAACUCGUGCCUAACUCUGCUGAAUACCUGUGCCCAGUUGGAGAUCGUCACCGCCGAGGGAUUGGGUAACCAGCGUACUGGCUACCAUGCCAUCCAGAAGCGUUUGGCCAAGAUGAAUGGCACCCAGUGCGGCUACUGCUCGCCGGGAUUCGUGAUGAACAUGUACGGGCUGCUGGAGCAGAAUGAUGGAAAGGUCAGCAUGACGGAGGUGGAGAACUCCUUUGGUGGCAACAUUUGUCGCUGCACCGGCUAUCGUCCCAUCCUGGAUGCCAUGAAGUCAUUUGCCGUGGACAGCAACAUCAAGGUGCCGGCGGAGUGCGCCGAUAUCGAGGAUUUGAAGCCCCGAAACUGCCCCAAGACGGGACAAGCCUGCAGUGGCAGCUGCCAUCGACCCAAUUUGGUCUACGAGGAUGGAAGCCAGUGGCAUUGGCCCAGGAAUCUAACUGAGCUUUUGGAGGCUGUGGACAAAGUGGGGGAUUCGGAUGAGUUUAUGCUUGUGGCUGGCAAUACGGCUCACGGAGUGUACCGAAGGUCGCCCGAUAUCAAGCACUUCAUCGACGUCAACGGAGUGGAGGAACUGCAUCAGCACAGCGCAGAGGGACAGCAAUUGAAGCUGGGAGCUAAUCUCAGUCUGACCCAAGCCAUGGAAAUCAUUCGCACUGCCUCCAAGCAACCGGGCUUUGAGUAUUUGGAUACACUUUGGAAUCACAUCGAUCUUAUUGCCAAUGUUCCAGUGCGAAACUCUGGAACCUUGGCGGGCAACAUUUCGAUUAAGAAGCAACAUCCCGAGUUCCCAUCGGACAUUUUCAUAUCAUUCGAAGCUCUGAAUGUCAAGGUGGUGGCAUUUAAUAAAGCCACCGAGGAGAAGGAAAUGACACUGUCGGACUAUUUAGGAUCAAACGAUAGGAAACUACUGCUGAAGGCAUUCAUACUGCCUGCUUAUCCGAAGGAUAAGUACAUCUACGAUUCCUACAAGAUCAUGCCUCGUGCCCAGAAUGCCCAUGCCUAUGUGAAUGCAGCCUUUCUUCUGGAACUGGAUUCCGUCGCCAAGGUAAAAUCAGCCCGUAUUUGCUUCGGCGGAAUCCGUCCGGACUUUGUGCACGCUUCAGCCAUUGAAAAACUACUGGUGGGCCAGAAUCCCUACGAGGGCAGUCUGGUGGAGCAGACCUUUAGCAAGCUGGAGGAUCUUAUUAAACCGGAUGAGGUUCUUCCCGAUGCCAGUCCCGCUUAUCGCUCCAAAUUGGCAUGCGGACUGCUCUACAAGUUUCUCCUGAAGCACGCUCCCGAGUCGGACGUCAGUGCAAAAUUCCGAAGUGGAGGCCAGAUCCUCCAGCGGCCACUCUCCUCCGGCUUGCAGCUCUUCCAGACCCAAAAGAAGAACUAUCCUGUUACCCAAGCCGUAGAGAAGAUCGAGGGCAUGAUCCAGUGCUCUGGAGAAGCUACCUACAUGAACGAUGUGCUGACCACAUCCAACACGGUCUACUGCUCCUUUGUGGGGGCCACCAAAGUGGGAGCCACCAUUGAUCAAAUCGAUGCUUCGGAAGCGCUCAAGCAACCGGGCGUUGUGGCUUUUUACAGUGCAAAGGAUAUUCCCGGAACGAACACGUUCUGUGAGCCCAGCUUUGGUUACCAGGUCGAGGAGAUAUUCUGCUCUGGAUUGGUGCGUCAUUCCGAGCAGCCAGCUGGUGUAAUCGUAGCCCUAACUGCUGAUCAGGCUCAACGGGCUGCCAAGCUGGUGAAGAUCAGCUACAGUAAUCCCAGCCCCAACUUUAAGCUGCAGCCAAGCUUAAAUGAUGUAUUCGCAUCCUCUACUCCUGACCCUUCGCGCAUUGUGCCCGUAUCCAAGGCGGUAAAGAAGGUAAAGCUGUCAGAUAACCCUGAUAUGGAGGUUAGGGGCAUCUUCACGAUGGGACUUCAGUAUCACUUUACCAUGGAGCCCCAGACAACGGUGGCUAUUCCCUUUGAGGACGGCCUGAAGGUUUUCUCGGCCACCCAAUGGAUGGAUCACACGCAGUCUGUUAUUGCACACAUGCUCCAGGUGAAGGCCAAGGAUGUGCAACUACAGGUUCGUAGGCUUGGCGGUGGUUAUGGAUCCAAGAUUUCGCGUGGCAACCAGGUAGCUUGCGCCGCUUCUCUGGUGGCACACAAGCUGACUCGACCUGUCCGCUUCGUCCAAAGCCUAGAGUCCAUGAUGGAUUGCAAUGGCAAGCGGUGGGCAUGUCGCUCCGACUAUCAGUGCCACGUCAAGUCUAAUGGCAAGAUUGUGGGCUUGACCAACGAUUUCUUUGAGGAUGCUGGUUGGAGUCCCAACGAAAGCCCUAUCGAGGGUCAUUCGACUUUUACAGCUACUAAUUGCUAUGACUUCACUGGCGAUAACUUCAAGAACAACGGAAAUGCAGUGUUGACAGAUGCCCCCAGUUCCACCUGGUGUCGCGCACCGGGAUCCGUGGAGGGCAUUGCUAUGAUGGAGAACAUCAUUGAGCAUGUAGCCUUUGCCGUGCAGAAGGAUCCGGCGGAAGUGCGAUUGGCAAACACUGCCGCGGAUAAUAAGAUCUCCGAGUUGCUUCCUCAAUUCCUUGAGUCAAGGGAUUAUGCUCAGAGAAAGCAAGAAAUCGAGGCGUAUAAUGCCAAGAAUCGCUGGACGAAACGAGGCCUUGGCCUGGCGGUAAUGGACUAUCCAAUCUUUUACUUUGGUCAGUAUCCGGCCACAGUGGCCAUCUACCAUGUGGAUGGAACAGUUGUGGUUACGCAUGGAGGCAUAGAAAUGGGACAAGGUAUGAAUACGAAGGUGGCUCAGGUGGCUGCCUACACCCUCGGCAUCGACUUGAGCUACAUUAAGGUGGAAUCCUCGGACACUAUCAACGGAGCCAACUCAAUGGUCACCGGCGGAGCUGUGGGCAGUGAAAGCCUUUGCUUUGCCGUUCGCAAGGCUUGUGAAACCCUCAACACUCGCCUGCAGCCUGUGAAGAAGAAGGAUGACAGCUGGCUGAAGACCAUAGAGGCAGCCUACUCUCAGUCCAUCAACCUAAUCGCUUCGGAUCAUUACAAGCAGGGUGAUAUGCAGAACUACCAUAUCUACGGGCUGGCGUUGACGGAAAUUGAACUCGAUGUGCUCACUGGAAACAGCCAGAUUAUACGCGUGGAUAUCCUAGAGGACGCUGGAGAGAGCCUAAGCCCCUACAUAGAUAUUGGCCAGAUCGAAGGAGCCUUCGUCAUGUGCCUGGGUUACUGGAUGAGUGAGCAGUUGGUCUACGACCGCGAGACGGGUCGCCUGUUGACCAAUCGCACCUGGAACUACAAGCCGCCAGGGGCCAAGGAUAUACCUAUCGAUUUCCGUAUCGAGCUGGUUCAGAAACCCAAUCCUACAGGUUCGGGCUUUAUGCGUUCGAAGGCUACUGGAGAGCCACCUUGUUGUCUGGCCGUGAGCGUAGUUUUCGCUCUACGACAGGCAUUGAAUUCCGCCCGCCAGGAUGCGGGACUUCCCCGGGAGUGGGUCCGCCUAGGAGCUCCCACAACUCCGGAAACUUUGGUGGUGAAUGCAGGUCACGAAGCUUCUAGCUUCAGGAUGAAAUAAACUAUGUGUUUAUUAAUAAUAUAAA